This is a messenger RNA of Bactrocera latifrons, 2388 nucleotides long. RefSeq lists its product as uncharacterized. The record is from RefSeq and is a predicted model, not a curated record. The coding region runs from base 73 to 1512 and encodes 479 amino acids. Gene Ontology annotation, biological process: transmembrane transport. Gene Ontology annotation, cellular component: membrane. Lineage: Eukaryota; Metazoa; Arthropoda; Insecta; Diptera; Tephritidae. Gene Ontology annotation, molecular function: transmembrane transporter activity. The transcript has 3 exons.
GCUUGUGGAGUCAAAGUGGACAAUUUUUAACAUUUUGAAACGGUUUAUAAAAAAAAGAUUACUUUUGAAUUGAUGGCCAAGGAUACGGAGCUCGAAAUGAUUUGUCGAAAUAGUUCACCCGUUACACAGACCACUGAAGAUCCCUUUCCGCAAAGGAAAAAUAAAAUUGUAUACCAUCCAACAGUGAAACAGUGGAUGUCUUUAUUGUCAGGUGCACUAAUUUUCAUUCCCGGCGGCAUGAGUAUGGCCUUUGGACUCGGCUGGAAUCUGCACACCCACAUACAGACCACCAUGCAGUUACGUUACUCCUGGUUCGUGGGCUUUAUAAUUGGCGCACUGCUGGCAGCGCCGCUAAUAAAAAGCGUGCCGAAGCGCCUCUUUGUGUUGCUUGGCGCCUUUCUGGUCAUCAUUGGCGGUAUCAUCUUCACCAGCGUACCGUACAACUACAACGCCGUACUGGCAGCGCGCUACAUUAACGGCAUCGCAAUCGGCAGCACGACGCUGGCAUUUCUGGUGCACGCCAGCGAAAUAGCGGCCACCGAGAAUCGCGGCUUCUGCUUGUGGCUGGAGCAGAACAGCAUGACAAUUGGCAUAGUCAUACAAGUCGUCUACACAUCACAAUGGACGUCGCCCGUGUACUUCGCCGCCGAUCGCUUGCACGGCAUAUUUGCCAUAAUUUUCGGCGUGCUCGCCAUUUGCUUGGCGCAUUUCAUCGUCGAGUCGCCGAUCUUCUUCAUACGACAAUGUGAUGAUGCGCGCGCGCUCAAUUGCUUGCGACAGCUGCAACGGCCCGAGUAUGCCGCACCGCAGAUGCUGCAAGUACUGUUGCAUCAGCUGAAGACCUAUGUGGUGGAGACGGAGACGGUGGAGUGGCGCGAUACGCUGGUGCAUAGUCCGUUGCUGCGUUUGAUGCUGUAUCGCAGCAUGGUCGCAUUCGGCUUCUCGCUGCCCAUGAACGAGGCGAUGAAGGUGGCCAAUUUGAUGGUGUUGCGUGAUUAUGAAUGGCAGCCCAUAGUGUUUGUCAUACUACGCGUUGGCGGCACCUUCUCAUCGCUGUAUAUGUUCGAUGUGACCGGCCGAAAGUUGGUGUCGUUGGUGGCGCUGCUGCUCACCGCGGUGCUGUCGAUCGCUAUUGGUUGCGAGUAUGUGGAUGAGUUGAGCGUGGUGAGCGAAUACCACAUGUCUUUCAUAUGUGUGCUUUCGCAACUUUUUCAAUUCUUUGCGGGUCUGUAUGCGCCGAGUUCGUCAGUGUAUUUGAGCGAAGCGUUUCCGAUGUCACUUAAGCCGUACUUCAUAGCUGCUUGUCUGACGUUGCAGCAAGUGAUCCAUAUUAUUGUCAUUUGCACUUUCCACUUCAACACCUACUCGAUGUAUGUGUAUGCGCUCUUUGUGGGCAUAUUGAUGUUGAUCCUGUUUGUGGUCUUUGCUGUGACCAUGCCGGAGACGCGCAAGACGACGUUGGGUGAGGCGCAGUUGCGCUUUAGAAAACUGUUACAUUUGAAGUGCUGUUAAAUGCAAAGAACGGUAUAUGGAAAGUUCAUUUAACAUAGAAUAUAAACGGAACUAUAGUAAUGAUCUUAUGAGGCUGUUCGACUAAUUUAAUGAUGCUAAAUCGACGUGGAAGAAAUUUUGAGAAAUACGAACAUUUUAAUUAGAAUUAAUAUUCCAAUCAACCAACUUACUAUAAAUUUUUUUCAUGAUGAAUCCCUUUAAUACAGCAGUUCCCUUGCUCUAUAUUAAAUUACUCUGUUUAGUGUAAACCAUGGUUUUACCCGAACAAGAGUCACAAAAGUUUAUACAAAUGUUUUAGUGAAUUAUUAACAGAAUUUAGACGUUUGCUGUGCUACAUUAUUCAAGCGCAGUAUUCAAUUUUGACCUAUUUUUACAUAUUACUCUGUGCUAUUUGAUUGGCCAUAGUUCAGAGAUUAAUGUCCUAAACUCCGUAAAUGUUGAUAUUAACAACAAUAGUUCGUUAAUAAGUUUCUAUUCGUCUUCUUAUAUACCUUCAUAUUCACUCUUAUUAAUAAUCAAUUGAAUUUUGCGAACUUGAAAGUCUAACCUAGCAAUGAAUAAACAGUUAUUUCCAUUACAAUUCAGUUCAACUGUAAUUUUCGAAUUUCGUUAAAUUGCUGUUAACUGCUUAUGUAACAACCAAUUCAACUGAAUUUGAGAGCUAGCAGUAAUUUUUCUAUAUUAUGACAUACGAGUGUAACUCGAUCAGAUAACCAUAGCGCCCACAGAGUGGAGCUACUUUAGCUUUGAACAUGUUUUUAUGGAAUAUUGUGUGGCAACUGGGCAAACGUCCAGUGCAUUUCCAUUACUAUAUUUACUUAUUUUCUGUUUGUAGUUCUGUUUUUUUAUAUUUUUCUGUUUUUGUUUUAGUUUAAG